UUUCAAUAAGAGCCGGCAACCGGCAAAAUUAACCGCCUGUAGAAUAAAAUUUUCCGGCUGAGAUUUCCGUCUUUAAAAAAUUCUGCCGAUAUUCUCCCAUAGGAGCUUGAUUAGCCUAGUACCCGAGGCCUUCUGCACUCGGAAGGCCUCGGGUACUAGGCUAGAGCUAGUUAAUAUCAAAAUCCUAAUCGUUAAUGCGUUUGAAAAUAUGGCAUCAAAAUAGUAACACGUCAAUGACCCAGAUCAACGUGAACUGGUUCCCACCAUAUGUCAAACGAUCGAGUCAACAACAUGUCCGAAGAUGUCGAAGAGGAAAAUAAACGAUUUCUUUCUUCCUGUCUCCAAACGAGGUACUAACUCUGAAAAUCUUGACAUAAAUCAAAAUAUUUGCCAGCCAAAUGAGUUAAUGCAGACAGAAAGAUCAUCAACAAAUUUCACUAAUCCCAGUCAGAGCCAGAGUAACUGUGAUGUUUCCACUGUUCUGACAUGUACAAGUCUUUCAGAAAAUGAACAUGUAAAAUUAAUUGAGUCAUGUUUUCCUGACAUUGAAAAAAAUGAUAUUUCUAACAAGAUUCAUCACUACAUGCUUUGCAGCAAGAGUGACUGUUGCUCUAUAACUUCAAACGAAAAAUUUGAUCAUGCUUGGCUGAACUCAAAAGACUUGUCUUUCUGUAGGAUUACAAGGUUAUGGCAUUUCGUUUUUGUCGAGGGACAAGGAGUCUACUGUCUACUUUGUAGGAAACAUAAUAUUAAAAAUCCGAGAAACAGAUCAGCUGUAUUUGCAGAUGAACCAAGUAAAAGGUUUAGGAAGUUAGCUUUGCAGGAACACCUGAAAACAAAAUGUCAUGAAGCAGCAAAAUAUAGUGAAUCUUUAAGCAGAGUCUCAGUUUUUCAAAAAGAUAUUGAUAGAAAAUUAGAAGUCAAAAAUGAAAUUUUAUUCCAAGCCUUCUAUUCUCAUUUAUUUGUUGCGGAUCAGAUGAUUGCAAACUUUAAGAUUAACAAACUAAUGAAGUUCAUAGAGCACAUUGGAUUGAAUGAUUUGAAAUAUUUCAGUCACAGAUCAGCAGGGUCGCAAAGGGAAGUUUUACUAACUUUAUCAGAUACUUUGAAAAAUGAUUUAAUUAAAAAGUUACAAUCUUCAAACUGCUAUGGAUUAAUGAUUGAUGAUUUAUCUGAUGUGUCAUCACUGGAACAGAUGAUUGUGUACAUUCAAUACUUUGAUCAAGAGCAUGGGAGUGUUCAAACUGAUUUCCUUUUCAUUGCAAAUUUAUUGGAAAAGUCGGACUCGGCAAAUUCUGAAACUCUUUUCAAGGUACUUUGUGAAAAUUUUGAAGCCAUGAAUCUAGAUAAGGCGAAGAUAACUGGUUUGUGCACAGAUGGUGCAAGUGUGAUGAUUGGUAAAAAAGAUGGCUUAAGUGCUAAACUGAAACAGCUGAACAAAGGUCUGAUUGCAACUCAUUGUGUAUGUCAUCGGUUGGCAUUAGCAUGUACUGACACCAAUUCUAAUCUCAAGUGUGUUGGUAAUGUAGAGACAUACAUGCUACAGCUUUGGAAAUUAUUUCAUUAUUCUCCAAAGAAGAUGGCUUGUUUUUUGAAACACCUUGAGGGUUACAGAAGCCUUGUACUCAACUCAUCAGAAAGACAGAAGUGUGUAAAAAUUCUGAAACGGGCAUGUAAAACCAGAUGGUUGAGUUUUGAAGCAUCAGUUGCUGCUGCAAUGGAAGAUCUGAUUCCUUUAGUUCAAACUCUAAGUGAUCUCUCUGAAAGCGAUGCUGCAGCAUAUGGAUUACUAAAAAAAUUGCAUUCUGCCCAUUUUGUAGGUUUGCUCUUUAUUCUUCAUGCAAUUUUACCAAUUCUGGGAAAAAUUAGUAGGAUUUUUCAGAAGAGUUAUCUGAAUUUUAGUUCAAUUCAGCCUACUUUAGACAGUGCAGUUCAAGAACUGAAACAGAUAAAAAGUGAAAAAAGUCCAAUUGAGUCGGCUAAAUGUGAAUUAAGUGAGGGUGGAAAGCUUGAGCUACUAGAUAUUACAAUAAAUCAAAAUACUGAACACCAGCUUGGACAGACACUUAACAACUAUGUUUCUGCAUUAGUGGAAAAUAUUGAAAGACGCUUUCCUGAUGUUCCAAUUUUAGCUGCUCUCAAUAUUUUCAAUCCCUGCCACAUUCCUGAUAAGGACAAUGAAAGCUUCAAUUCAUAUGGUGAUGAUUCUGUUGAAAUUAUUCACCAGCAGUUUCUCUCAAAAUGUUGUACCCUUGCAGAAGUAAAAGCUGAAUGGAACUUGAUGAAAUUUCAUAUUGCUCAAAAGAAGAGUAAAAUACCUGUCAAUCCAUCAGAUGGUCUUACUCCCUUGGAAUGGUGUUUGAGUGACAUAAUGAAGCACAAAAAUGAAUACAAUUACAUGUGCCCCUUUUUAACAAAAGUUGUAGAAUUGAUACUUACAAUGCCACUUUCCAAUGCCUGGCCAGAAAGAGGUGCCUCAAAAGUAAAGAUCAUUAAAACUGAUCUGAGAAACAGACUCAAAAAUGAUAUGUUAAAUGGAUUGCUUCAUAUUGCUGUAAAUGGCCCAGAGUUGUGCACAGAGGAGUGUGAUUGUUUAGUUACUAAUGCAGUUGAGAAGUGGAUCACUGACAAGAAAAGGAGGAAACUUCCUACCAGUAGGACUUCAGUUACAGGAGAGGACAGCAUGAAAACAUAUAUGGAGGCAGAAGUCCAGACUGAGUCGGAAUCUCUCUUAUCAUAUGGCACUGAAGUUGGUGAUGAAGAUGAAGCUGAUGAUGUUGGAUCAACCUGUGGUGAUGAUGACCAUGAAAAAGACAGACUUUUGGAAAAUACUCUACUUCAAUUAAAAAUAGCAAAAAAUCUCAGGGAAGCACAGCAAUACAGCAAAACUGUCAAUUUUGAAAGUGAAUCUGAUUGGAAUUCAGAUGAUGACUUUUAAGAAUUAAGUUGUGUAAUGCAUCAACAUGAAAUUAAAAAAUAGAGUUUUGAUUGAUGUUUUUAUUGAAAGGUAGAUUCAUGUGAAAUGGAGUAAAUAUACAGUAUAUUCAUCAUAAAAGUUUAGCACAUAAAUAUUUUUAUUAGCUGUAAUUUGGAUAAAAAAAUGUUCAAGAAUUUUUUUUACAUAUUGGUAAAUAGAGAAAAAACAGUCUUUAAAAUGGCACUAUUUAAGGUAAAAUUAAGCAGUUGCUAGCAGUAGAAAUUUCAUAAAACUUAUACUUUUAGAUGGCCUUAGAAGCAGCAAAAGUACCUUCAAAAAUGAUUAUUUUCGUUUUCGGCAGGGGGGCUUCGCCCCCCUGGUCCCCCCACCAGGGCUCUGCCCUGGACCCGCUGGGGGCCUAGGGCGGCCCCCAGACCCCUCGCCGAGAUUAGGUUGCCUGCUGUUCCAAAUUUUUUUCCUUCUAUUCAAAAACUUAUUGAAA
This is a messenger RNA of Magallana angulata, 3419 nucleotides long. Its product is annotated as zinc finger protein 862-like. The record is from RefSeq and is a predicted model, not a curated record. The transcript is spliced from 3 exons. Lineage: Eukaryota; Metazoa; Mollusca; Bivalvia; Ostreida; Ostreidae. The coding region runs from base 302 to 2938 and encodes 878 amino acids.